UACUGUCAAUGUCACUCUUACUGUCAGUCUGUCAAUGUUGAUCACUGUGCAUUUUAAAAUGCCGGUUAUUUAUUAUUUUUUGUUUACUGAUUCAUAAACUUUUCGUAGAUACCUAGUUUUCGGUAUUAUCUUGAUGGUGUACCUAGAUAUAUUUAAUUUUAUAGUAUUACUUGGGCUUCAGAACCCGAAUUCUCAAGGAAUAUUUUUUACUCUCUUUGAAAUGGUGGUUAUAAUUUGACGAAACAAUCAUUUACAAAAUGUUUACUACUAUAUUUAUGCUACUGUAUUUUUUGAAUUUGGAAAGUGUUUCUUCUGACGAUAAAACUGGUUUUAUUGUAUACUGUCCUUGUAUGGGAAGAUUUGGUAAUCAGGCAGAUCACUUUUUGGGAGCAUUUGCAUUCAGUAAGGCUAUCAACCGAACCUUGGUUUUGCCUCCAUGGGUGGAAUACAGAUUUGGUGAACCAAGGUCCAUUCAAGUACCAUUUGAUACUUAUUUCAAAGUAGAAAACUUAGAAAAAUAUCACAAUGUGAUAACAAUGGAGGACUUCAUGAAAGAAUUGGCUCCUACUAUUUGGCCAAAAUCAAAACGGAUCUCUUUUUGUUACACACAAAGAAUGGGUGAACUAGAAAACAGUUGUAACGCAAAGUCUGGUAACCCAUUUGGGCCUUUCUGGGAUAAUUUUAAUAUUGAGUUUGUGAACUCUGAAUUUUAUGGACCUUUAAAUUAUGAUGCUCAUAACAAAAUAAUGAUAAACAAAUGGAAAGAUAAAUAUCCUUCUACAACAUGGCCCGUUUUGGCUUUCACUGGCGCACCUGCCAGUUUUCCAGUACAAAAAGAAAAUGUUCAUUUACAAAAAUAUCUUACAUGGAGUGAUGAUAUAGCCAACAAGACCAGAAUAUUUAUAAAGAAGAAUAUGAGUGGUGGUGCAUUUUUGGGCAUACAUUUAAGGAAUGGACAGGAUUGGGUGAAAGCUUGUCAGCAUGUCCAAGAUAGUACUAUGCUGUUUGCUGCACCACAAUGUGUUGGUUAUAAAAAUGAAAGAGGUCCACUUACUUUAUCUAUGUGCCUUCCCCAACCGUCUGAAAUUAUCAAGCAAGUAAAGAGAGCACUCAAGAAACUGGAUAAUGUAAAGUACAUCUUUGUGGCAUCGGAUUCCAAUCAUAUGAUAAAUGAUUUGAACAGAGCAAUACAACAUUCUGAAGUUACAGCUAUUAAACUACAGCCAUCAAAUCCACAUCUAGACCUAGCAAUUCUUGGGCAGGCGAAUUACUUUAUUGGCAAUUGUGUGUCAUCCUACUCGGCUUUUGUAAAAAGGGAAAGAGAUGCAAGAGGUUUACCAUCCGAAUUUUGGGCAUUUCCACAUAGAAAGAAAAGUAAACAUGAAGAAUUGUGACAUAAAAUCGCAUAAUUUGCAAAUCAGGUACUAAACAUAAAUCAGCUCAGAGCGCGAUCGCACGACAGUGAGUUGCUUGUAUCACAGAACUUGUAAUGUCUAGUUAAGUAUUAAGUACUAUGUAAGAAAGCAUUAAAUAAUAAACUAAAAAUCAAUCUAA
Molecule: messenger RNA, 1554 nt
Organism: Spodoptera frugiperda (fall armyworm)
Lineage: Eukaryota; Metazoa; Arthropoda; Insecta; Lepidoptera; Noctuidae
Gene: pofut1
Product: GDP-fucose protein O-fucosyltransferase 1
Exons: 5
Coding region: 258-1394 (378 amino acids)
Biological process (GO): protein O-linked glycosylation via fucose; Notch signaling pathway
Molecular function (GO): peptide-O-fucosyltransferase activity
Source: RefSeq, a predicted model, not a curated record